Messenger RNA from Lytechinus pictus (painted urchin), 4925 nucleotides. RefSeq names its product nuclear pore complex protein Nup133-like. The coding region runs from base 1 to 3288 and encodes 1095 amino acids. Gene Ontology annotation, molecular function: protein binding; structural constituent of nuclear pore. The record is from RefSeq and is a predicted model, not a curated record. Lineage: Eukaryota; Metazoa; Echinodermata; Echinoidea; Temnopleuroida; Toxopneustidae. Gene Ontology annotation, biological process: protein import into nucleus; transcription-dependent tethering of RNA polymerase II gene DNA at nuclear periphery; poly(A)+ mRNA export from nucleus. Gene Ontology annotation, cellular component: nuclear pore outer ring. The transcript is spliced from 33 exons.
AUGCAGAGCUUUCAAGUUAUUGAAGAAACACCGCAGUACUGUGUUGAAACGUUUGGACCAUCGCUUCCUGUCCUAAUAACAGAAGUACUUUUACAAGCUGAUCGUUCUGCAAAUAUCAGUGUAAAGCUAGAUAAUUCAGGAUGGGCAUGUCUUGUUUGCGAUAGACGUCUUUUCAUCUGGAGAUACAAGCAGACACAGGCAGCUAGGAUUGGCAUGUGUUAUCAACUGGCACUUCCAGCUACAGAGCUAUGUCACCGAGCAGACCUCACAUGCCUGAUUCCCACAGGGGGAGGCAGCAGUGGGGCCAACAGUCAGAUGGUCUCUGUCCUUGCUGUAUCUCCAGAGGGAGUUGUUCGCUACUGGCCUACAGCCCACAGAGAGAUUGCUUACUCAGAGCGAAGUUUAGAGCUUGCUGGCCAAGAGUGCUUUUCCCUGACUGCGUUUGGGAAACACCAGUGUAUAUUGGCAACUACUACAAAUCAAUUGAUGAUGAUCUCUGUGUCACCUUCAACCAUGCAGUCUCAAGUUGAAGUCCAUACAUUGAAAUCCAGUCAGGGAAUGAUAGCGAGGGUAUCUUCAUUUCUCUUCGGAGCUCAGAAAGAUGAAACAUCUGGUCUUAGACGGGUUCUUGCUGGUUCUGCAGAGGCUUCGGGAUACCCUCUUUACAUCCUCCAAGACUCGGUCCUUCAGAAGUGGUUUAUAUCAGGACCUGGUCAGGAACAGGUUGUGUAUGAAAAGCAGUUAGAUGGACUUUUCAAGCAACAGUUUCAAAGAGAAAUGGGUUCAUCUUCCAUGGAAAGCAUCAAAGUGUGGCUGCUUGAUAUUCAGCUUAUCUCAAACAUUGCUGUCAUUCUAGCAGGAGCAGUAAACACAUCAUCCCCAAACCAAAAGGUUAAGAUUGCUAUUGCUACCCUGAAGGUUCAAGUCAACACAGACACACCAACAAAACUUGAAAGCUUUGUUAUGGUAUCAACACCUCAACAGGAUUCACAUGAUGAGAAUGCCCUUGAAAAACAUCUCUUGCUUGCUAACCACGGAGGCUCACAUUGUUACAUCUACUCACAGCACUCUGUAAUAUGCUGCUCAGGUUUAUUUGAUCAGGUGCCAUCAUUUCAAGAGGUUGGCUUCUCUAAAGCAGUUGAUUCCAUCAGAGGUGCAGGAUGUUCUGAUGGCCAGGCUAUUUUCUUCUCCAAUAACCAUGGUGUUGUCACAAUCAAUAUAUCUCAUUCAGAAUUGCCCAGCUUUGAUAUGGAUGACAGCAGGGCUGGACAAACAUCAAGAUUAGAGCUAUCAAUGCAACAGCAGUCGAUGCAGCAGACAUCCUUCUCCACACCUUUCACGAGAACUCGACCUCUUCAGGUCAUGUCAGCAUCGAGGUCACGACCAGACACGCCAAUCCUGGAGACAACGAGAGACCAGGAGGAGGACAAGACAAAUGGACUCAAGAUGGCAUUCCUCUACUCAUGCCAACAUGACAUGAAUAAAGCAGAGAACAUGGUCCAGGACCUGUUUCUCCAAGAUACGUUUGAGAGGGGGAAGACCAACUCCUCUUUAGACCUUGCAGUGGCCAAGCUGAGUCAGGAACUCAUUGAUGACUUCCCAGCUUCAGAUCCUAGAUGGGCAGAGUCUCUUCCUCAAGAAUCUGUAGCAUCCAGCGGUUCCCUGAUCCUCCUCUAUCAGCUGGAAGAUAAGAUGAAGGCCCAUGAUCAUCUCAUCAAAUUCAUCAAGGAUGUCGGCAUCUGGGAUAUGCUUCAUUCAGUGAUAGUGAGGGACCUCCCACAGACCACACACAAUCUUCUCAAUGAGCAUGCUGAGAAGCUCUCUGCUGCUAGGGCACUGUGUAACAAACAUAUCAAAUACCAAGGGUUGAUAGACACAGCUAUAUCCCGUGCAUUGAAGAAAAGGAAGCAAGAUGCUGUCCCUUCCGGUCUUACUCCAAGGGAUGUCUUCUAUCGAGAGGUCUCUAAGAUUGAAGACAUUGUGGAAGCUUUGAUGGAGGAAGAGCAAGAUCUUCUAUCAAGUGGACUUACUCCCCAGGACACAGUCAGUCUUAUAUCCAGCAUCAAUUCUAUCAUUCAGAGCAUCCUUCAAGAAGGUUCUAUCCCAUGGAUUGCCUCCUCUGGGCCAAGGGGAAUACGUAUGUUGCUUGUACAACAGCAUAACUUGACAGUUGGAAGGGCCAUUGCCAAUGCUGAGGAUGCCCAGUCUCGCUCCAGCCUUUUCCAGCAGCUUCAAGGCAUCACAGACCUCUUGCUGAAUGGCUACAUCGCUCAGUUGGAAUCUUCCAAUCAGGCUGAGGGGGAGGACAGCCUGUUGUUUGCUGAGUUGGAGCAGAGAUAUACCCAGGAGAGAACUGCCCUUAUCUCCCCUUUCUUGGAGCAUAGUCAGUUUGAGAGAGCAGCUGUGCUUGCAGAGAAGUACUGUGAUUUUGCCAUCCUUGUUGAGCUUUGUGAAUCUGAAACAGGACGCAAGGAUAGGUUACAAUACUACAUGGAUAAAUUCUCAAACAAGGGCUUCUCUGAUUUUGUGUUCAAGUAUUACAUUGAUAGAGGUCAACGUGGGAAACUGCUGACCCAUUUUGCUCAUCGUCCUGAGCUGAGUGAAUUCUUACAGCCUCAUGACCAUCUUGGAUGGCUUCAAGAUAUCCACACCAGUAACUAUUCACAGGCACAAGAUACAUUGAGAAAACUAGCAUCUCGAGAGUCUUUCUCAGUCUCUAAGAAAAAAACACUGCUGAGUUUAGGCAAGCUUGCUGCUCUAGCAUCUGACAAUGAUCAUCAGAGAGAGAUUAAUGAAAUCAAUGCAGAUUUGGACGUCAUCACACAUCAUGAACAACUUCCUAGAGAUCUUAUUCAGAAAUUGAAUUUAAAUGAAGUCGAUCUGCCUUGCAUGACUCCACAGCAACUAAUUGAGCUUUACAUCAGUGAGAAGAACAUAAACUCCAAUGAAUAUGACUUCAAGAAAGCUCUGGAUCUGCUUCAAUAUCUCCACAAGGAUGGAUCUCAGUACUCUGACCUGAGGUUAAGGAUAUGGUGCAGAGCCAUACUGCGAGAUGAAUGGAAUGAGAUGCAAGGUGUAGAUCCAUGGGAUUACUUCAAAGAUUCUAUCUUCUUUAAGACAGCUGCCAAGGCACGGCAGGAAGGUCUUAACCUGAUGGAAUGCCUUCCUGACCCUGACGCACUGCUACAGCACUAUGAGCUGGAUAGAAUGAGAGACAAUGCACAGUUCCAGUAUCUCCUAAGGACAGGGUUUGAACAGAUCGGAAGGAGCCUUGCCGCAGCCGAGUAAACAAUUAUUUUUGAAAGUCUAGCAUAUUUUUACUCAAGAUAUCGGGAGAAUCACUAUCUAUAAAAUUGGCUGUUGAAUGGAGGCCCAUUGUAGAGGGAUCACUUUUUUCUCUCAUUAAAGAAAAAGUUGCAUGAUUCAAUCAUAUCAUAGAUGCAAGAUGAAUAUGGAAAAUGUUCUGCUCCUCGGAUAAGAUGUUAAACUCUGGAGACUAAUAUGUUUCCAUGGAGGAUAGCUUAUAUUUUGCUGAUACAUUUCUUUGUUAAAAAACAAGAAUUGAACUGCCUGUAAUAAAGCUCCAUUUGUGGGGCUCAACUUUCCCAGCAUAAACAUAUUUUGGCUUGUUUCAGUCAUUGUCAGCCAGAGAAUGUUAGGUUAUAAGGAUCAACACAGGGCAUUACAUUGUGUUUGCUGAUUGAAAAAUCGCAUACCAUUCUUUACAACAACCCUUUGUUGGUAAAAGACUGAAUGACGUUGAAAUUAAGUUUCAAUGUAGAGUAAAGUCGUCACCUCCAUGUUAAAGAUAUCUUUGUUAAUCAGGUUAGAUGUACAUUCAUGCCUUAACCAUAAACAUGACGGAUCAUUUAGACCCAUGGUUAAACCAAGCAGGAGUUAGGGUAGGGUCAUUUGGAUCCAUCUCCCAGCCAAGGGGUUAGAGCAUCUAACAACAUUAUUAUAAUUGUUAUUUAUUCGGCAUUUCAAAAUACAUAAAUUAUACAGUACAAAUUACAUAAACAAUGGGAUAUACGUGACAUAAUACCAAGGACCUGGGAUAAAGAUGAAGCCAACAUCUAAAGGAUGUUGACCAUGUGUCUGCAACGAUAAUGGCUUUUUUUUAAAAUUUGUUUAGGAAAAUUGUGACCAGCCAGUAUAGUUUACUUAAGAAGAUAAUCUGCACUGAGACUAGAACAUAAAUACAGGUCCAGUAGAAGAAAGUCAUUAUGGUCGCAAUUCUCUUGUUGAUAUAUUUGUAAUUUUGUGUUGAUUGUGUCGUUUUAUUCUCAAUAAAUACCUAAUUAUCAAAAGUCAUUAAGAACCUAUAAAAAACAUUAAUUACUAUUUUCAUACAAUUAACAUAAACAUUUUCCAUGAGUUAUUUCUAAUCCAUUCACAAAGAUAACAAUUUUCAUGGUCCAAAUAUUUUUUACCUUUUAUUUUCAAUUUAUUUCAAUCUUUACCAUUUUUUGUAUAAAGUUAUUCCUGAAGUAUGGAAUUGGCUGGAAUCCUCAUAAAGAUUUUUUUCCAUAUGAAAGUUAUAUCUAUCGAUAAUUAUAUCUAUAAGAUAGAUAUUGGAAGUGCCUUAUGGAAAAAUCAUAGAUUUACAUGAGGACAUUUAAUCCAAUUCAACAGUGAAUUUCAAAUAUUCAAGACGAAAUCAAUCAGUGAAAACUUCUGUAAUGGUCAUAUCUUUUAUGAUAAUCAUCCAAUGUAAUUCACAUUAAAUCUUUAGAUUAACUUUUUUACAGUGCUUGAUCACAGAGAUAAUAAUUUACUGUAAGAACAGAUUUAUUCAAAGGCCAGGCUUUGUUAUUGAUUUUGUAUUGUGUUGAAAGAAGAAAUGUUGUUGUCUAAACAUGUGUGCAAAAACUUGUUUGUAAAUAUGUCCUGAGAAUGACAUUAAAAUAUCAUUUUGUACAAUA